Molecule: messenger RNA, 735 nt
Organism: Pararge aegeria (speckled wood butterfly)
Lineage: Eukaryota; Metazoa; Arthropoda; Insecta; Lepidoptera; Nymphalidae
Product: repetin-like
Exons: 1
Coding region: 16-735 (239 amino acids)
Source: RefSeq, a predicted model, not a curated record
CAGGAGAUCGGGAAUAUGAAAAACAUUGUGUUAUUUGGUUUUGCGCUUAUCGUAGCAGCCGUCUAUGCAAGAGACGUGCGUCAGAAAAGAGAAGCGGAUUUACUAGCAGCUGCUUCCCAUCAUUGGGAAAAAGGUGGCGGCGAAGCCUACAAUGGUGACCAUUAUGGCGAGAACGGUGAGAAAGGCGAAAAAGGCUACAAGGGAUACCACGAAUCUGACAAAGGCAGAAAGGGACACUCCCUACACGAAGGGCAUAAAGGUCACUACGACGAAAGCGGCGGGCAUGAGAAAGGACACCAACAUGACGAUGGCUACUUUGAUGAGCACAACCAAGGCGAGAAGGGCGAAAAAGGACACAGUUUCGAAGAAAAGGGACACUUCCACAAAGGACACUCCACUAAGGGCCACAUUGGAGUUCACAAAAUAGACGAGUUCAAGAAAGACAAGCACUUCCACGAUAAGCACGGUGAGUCAGGUUUCGAAGAAGGUUAUGGCGGACACCACCAUGAGGGUGGAUACAAGGAGGGUGGGGACUUCCACAAGGGGCACUCAGAAGGCGGUUUCCAUGAGCACGAAUUCGGAAAGAAGGGCGAUCACGAAAAAGGGGGUUACCAUAACGACCAUAAAGGACACCACGAAGAAGCAGGUGAAGACGAGCACUGGAAUCACCAAGCUGGCCACGGUGACAAGGGCGGCCAAGAAGAACACAAACACUGGGGCUGGCAAGGACAUUAA